AUGCCAUCGGACAAUGCUUUCCCUCUUCAUGAGGCUUGUAGAGAAGGUCAAAUUAUCCGAGUGAAAGAGCUUAUUGAUGAGCAGCCGAAACUCACUUUAACAAAAGACCUCGACAGCAGAUACCCAAUCCAUUGGGCUGUUUCUUACCAGCAUGAAGAAAUCGUAAAUUUCUUGCUGUCACAAAUGCAAACUGUGGAUCUCGAUGAACUGUUAGACGACUCUGGGUGGUCUGCUUUGCACAUUGCCAGUUCUGUCGGAAACUUGAACAUUAUUACAAAGCUCAUCAACCAUACCAUAAAGCCAGAUGUGUGCUUGUCGACCUCGCGGGGUAUAACCGCAUUGCAUCUAGCUUGUUCCAAACAACAUGUAUCUGUUGCUCAGCUGCUGAUCGAGGAAGGAGCUUCUGUAAGACAGAAGGACUCCAGAAAUCAGUUACCACUGCACAGAGCCGCAAGUGUGGGAAAUGUGUCUUUGGUUGAAUUGUUAUGCCUGCAUAAGUCACCGGUCAAUACCAAGGAUGUUCAGGGCUGGACCCCGCUUUUCCAUGCGCUCUCAGAAGGAAGAGGUGAUGUAGCAGUAAUUCUGGUCAAGACUUAUAACGCUGAAUAUCGUGAUUUGAAAGACGUUUAUGGUAAAACGCCUUUGGAUGUAGUUGCUGAUCAAAAAGUCAAAGAGUAUUUUAUGCAAAAUGUUGAAUGA
Lachancea nothofagi CBS 11611 is the source of this 699-nucleotide messenger RNA. Lineage: Eukaryota; Fungi; Ascomycota; Saccharomycetes; Saccharomycetales; Saccharomycetaceae. The record is from the annotation of a GenBank genome assembly.